GACAACGGUUGAUCCAUCUGUUUCUUUUUUUUUUUAACUUUUUCCAAACAAACUGAAACCGUGUUUUUAUAUAUCUUUGUCGCCGUGAAUUAGACUCUGUAUAUAUCAUUAGCCUCUAUAUAUACAUCCAGAAUUCUCCAUUUGAGAUUAAUUAGAAGCCAAAUACUUUCAUAAACAUUUUCAAGAAUAAGAAGAAAAACUUUAAAAGAUCGAGCUAUCAUGGUCAGAUCAGAACUAGGAAGAAGGAGAUUUUUAUCUCGAGCUGAAAUGGCGCCGGCGUCAAUGAUUUCUCGCCGGAGCUGUUCAAUGUCUCCGACACUAGAGACCAUAUUUGAAGAAAGGUCCGAUGAUUUUAACCAUCAAAAUUAUUAUUCAAAAGCUGUUGUGGGCCAACGACACCGUCUCUUCCUUAUCGUUCCGGCGAUUAUAUCGGCCGUGUCUUGUGUUUUGUUGUAUAGACAUGAUCGUGUUGUUCGAUUUUCUUGAACAUGUUACAUACAUAUGCACAAGUAUUUCAAUGUAAUUUAUGUAUAAGCAGCAGGUAAAUGUAAAAGCAGCAGGUAAAUGUAAUAGCAAUAUAUAAUCUUAUGUCUCUGUUUCAGUUCAUUUCA
This is a messenger RNA of Brassica napus (rape), 611 nucleotides long. RefSeq lists its product as uncharacterized. Bases 220 to 486 code for a protein of 88 amino acids. The transcript has a single exon. The record is from RefSeq and is a predicted model, not a curated record. NCBI's taxonomy places the organism in Eukaryota, Viridiplantae, Streptophyta, Magnoliopsida, Brassicales, Brassicaceae.